Molecule: messenger RNA, 1023 nt
Organism: Emiliania huxleyi CCMP1516
Lineage: Eukaryota; Haptophyta; Isochrysidales; Noelaerhabdaceae
Exons: 4
Coding region: 1-1023 (340 amino acids)
Source: RefSeq, a predicted model, not a curated record
AUGUACUUCAACUCGCCCAAAGAUUUCACCGGCUUCCGCGACAAGCCCUCCGGCGUCGUGCUCCUCGAGGAGGCGAACGUGCGCGAGUCGGGCGAGGGCGGCUACUACGGCCGGCCCUUUACGUUUGUGCUCUCGCACUCGGGCGGCGAGUCGGUGGUGCUCGCGGCGGAGACGGAGAAGGAGAUGGUGGAGUGGAUGCAGGCGGUCCGCACGAGCAGGCUGUGCGUCACCGACGCGGAGGCGGCGGCCAUGAGCGAGGCGCAGCGCCAGCAGGCCGCCGAGGCGGACAUCGAUGCGGCAGUGCACCGGCGCGCGGACGCGGAGGCGGCGCUCGCGACUGUGGACAAGGAGCUGUCGGAGGUGCAGAAGACGCACCGCGAGGUCGAGGCCGAGAAGGAGCGCGCCGAGAAGGAGCUGAAGGAGCUGAUGGCGCGCUUCAAGCUGCGCAAGUCGCUACUGCACUGGCGGCACCGCAAGCUCACCUUCUCGUUCCGCGCGCUGGUCACGAUCGUGUUCGAGGGGCGAAUCGACAAGGCGCGCGGUGCGAAGGCGUCGGCCGACGCGCGCAUGGCUGCCGCCCAGCAGGAGCUCGAGGCGGCGAGCGCGGCGCGGCAGAAGGCUGAGGCGCGCGCUGCCGUGGGGAAGGGGCUUGGCCAGGGGAGGGGAGGGAAGACGGAGAUGUACGUGCGCGAGCUGGAGCUGAAGAAGCAGUGCGAGGCGGAGGAGAGGGAGGGUGACCGGCUGGCUGCGCACGAGGCGGACCUGCGCGCCGAGGCGGAGCAGGAGGCUGCCACUCCUCCACCAGGCGAGAGCCAGUCAGGCUUCACAACAGUGGCCAGGGGUGGGGCUUGCAUGUUUGUCGUCGUGACAGUCGUCGUGACAGCGGGACUCGGCAAGCUCUCCCUCGACCGCGAGAGGCAGGAGUGCCUCGACCUGCGCAUGCAGCUCGAGCGGUGCCGCGCCGAGGGCGAGCUGCUGCAGACCAAGCUCAAGCGGCGCGUGCCGACGGGCAAGAGCAAGUAG